Messenger RNA from Passer domesticus (house sparrow), 10439 nucleotides. RefSeq names its product WAS/WASL interacting protein family member 3 (gene WIPF3). The transcript is spliced from 7 exons. Gene Ontology annotation, molecular function: actin binding. Bases 4780 to 6192 code for a protein of 470 amino acids. Lineage: Eukaryota; Metazoa; Chordata; Aves; Passeriformes; Passeridae. The record is from RefSeq and is a predicted model, not a curated record.
AAGUUGAUUAAAAGAUACAACCAGACUGGUCUACUUUUUUUCUUCAGUUUUUUAUCAAGAAAGUAAGACCAAUGUUAUAAAUAAGCUCUCCUGCACACCUUUGAAAUAUCUCCCCCAGCCUUUCCUUUGAAGGAAGAAAACCUGUACACUUCCCCAAAGCUGAAUUAUCUACUUCAGAGUGUGCAGCUGCAGUGAUUGCAAAUCCAGUACUAAUGAAUCUGUUAUUUUGCAGUCCUUUCUCCAAUUUGGUUGUAAGAGUCAGAUUUUCAGUUCCAACUGUGUUGUUUCGUGUUAAUGACUAUACCACCUAAAGACCUAGGGACAUUGGCCAUUUAAAAAAUAGCCCUGUUUAGAGUUGUUUUAGUGCAUAAAUGCAUAUUAUAAACAUUUAAAUAAUUGUGAUUUUUUUUCCCUCUAUCUUUUCCCCUUCUCGACAUUGUACUAAAUUAAAGGUACAGCUGUUACAUGCCUUCCCUAUCCUUGAUGGAUGAAGGUAUUUUAGAAUAGUUCUUGCAGGCAUACCUGUGGUGGUUCUGCUGAAUUUCAGUGUGGCAGGAGACACGUGAGCUGCUGUCCAAAAUCCACUGUUUCUUAGUAUGGAUCUCUGCUCCCAGCAGGAUUUUGUUUUAGUGUGAGCCCUGCCCUGAGGCUGUGGCAGUCAUGCUUCAGGAGGAGACCUUUGGGAAGCACUUGGAUCAGAGUUUGUGCAUGUCUGGUAGCUGAAUAAAGUGAGACCAAAGGUACAGAAAAGCUUAGGCAGAGGUUUUGACUUUCCCACAGGCAAAUCCAGCACAAGAUUGAGAGAGCAGUUCAUGAAGAAAGAUCUGCACCUCCUCUGUCUUGUCUGACACUUCAAAUUAAAGUCUGGGUGAAGACUUUAUUUGGGCCUUCAGAAAUCUGGAGCUUGAGUUCUUACAUUGAUGACUGCAGACUUGUUCUUAAACCCAGCUGCUAUUCAAGCACAUGCAGCGAGAACACGCAAAGAACAAUCUGUGACACAUGAAAUUACCAGGUUCAAAAUUAUCCUUACCAACAGAACAAAAAAAGACCAAUUGUUUUGAGAUCAGAGAAGAGUAAUAAUGUUCUCUGACUGAUGCAAAGUUCACUGCCUUGUGAGAAGUAAAACAACUCCAAAAGUAUAACAAGUCCUUGCAAAUGUACUUUAGAAUUACAGUGCUUAUAUUCCACAAAGCUGAUGCUGAGCAGUAGGAGAAACUAUUUUGCUUGGAACAAGGUAGAGUCAUCUGCAGUGGAGUGCAAAUGGGAUCAAACUAGGAGAAGGUGAAAUUAGGCUGCGCGUCAGGCAAGCUGAACUAAAAGAGAUAUUUGACUGGGAAAGAGCUUCCCAAGGGAAAUAAUAAAAGCCACAUUAUUUGGGACACCUAAAAUUAGACUUCAGAAAGCACUCGGAAAAAAAAUGUACAACCUUGCUUUGGUAGGGAAAUGGACUAGAAAAGGCAAGGUUUGGGAUUUUCUUCUCUUUUUAUUUUGCAAUAAAUUCUACAAUUGUUGGGCUUGAUUCUGUUCUGCAAUAUUUAAGUCAAGGUAAGAUUUACAUUGCUUCUUGCCUUAGGAAACUGCGGUUAAACAUAUAGGUUUCUCCCCUCCACCUUGGAAGCCUUUUGAACUGUAUCUUUUUAUUUCUGUCCCUCAGGGAUAGUUCAGACCCCUCUCUUUCAAUUAUAGGUAUGCAUAUUUAGAGAGUGGAGAAAGGGCACAUGUGCCUUAAGGAUCCUUUGUAGCUUUUCCCUCUUGCCUGGCUCUUACCAGACACUGGAACUGAUCAAUAUGAUACUCCUUUUUUUUUGGUUUUAAUUCAGAAUUUAUUUUGAUUGUUAUGGGAAGAGCCAUAAACUCAGCAUGUUCUGAAGCUAUUGUAUGUAAUGACCAUAGGGUUUAUAUAUAUAUAUAUAUAUAUGUAUGUAUGUAUGUAUCCAUGUUUGUCUGUGUAUAUAUAUAAUAUAGUGAGGGGAGAGGCAAAUGAAAUACAGCCUUUAACCAAGGAACAGAGGCCUCCAAGUAAUGUGGUUUGAUAUAUUGAAAGUGUUCCAGCCUUCUCCAUAAUUUUCUUUCAAUACAGUCCAUGUGAUAUUGCUGCAGUAAUAGAAAAGAGGUAAUCAUAGCCAAUCCUACAUAUUAAAAAGUGUUGAUUGUGCAGUUAUGACUAAAUGUUAAGAGCCAAAUGUUUUUUAUUGUAAGUUAACUUGAAGAUUCCUGUCUUUAUCAGCAUAUACUGCCUACUUGUGGGAUGGCAGUGCUCCUUUUAAAGCACACUUGAACAAAUAGAGCCUCUGUGUGGAAAAUGGUUCUUCAUUGUGUAGGCAUUACCCUGUAAUAGUUCUGGUAUAAAAACCAUGAGUUUUAAUGUGUACAUAAAAGCAUGCCAAGGUCAGGACAUCGAGCCUCCGAAUUUGUGGUAAGAGGCUAAAGAAGGCAUGUCAGCAGGAUUUUCUGAAAGAUGGUCCAUUUGUAGAGGGUUUGAGACAACAUGGGAGGAAAGCUAUGUCUCUCCAGUAUUUCAUUUGAGGGCUGUCUGUUAUAGCCCCACAGAAUGCAUUUUUCCCUGAUGCCACUGGACAGGAGUAUAAGGGAGUGGGAUUUAUGGUGAACCCUUCCACUGCACUGAAUUUUGGGUUGUAGUUUCUACACAGUUUCUAGUCCUUGAAUUUAGGCUGCAUCAUUUGGAGGAACGAGUGCUGGGGCAGGGACUGGCAGAGAGGCAGCUAGAAAAGUCAUCUGAUGGCAUUUCAGAUUGUGACUUUUAAAUAGCAGGAGCUGAUUCCCAUUUCCUUUCUCCCACUGCUGCUUGCCUCCAGUGUGCUCUACCUCCUGCUGCCAUUCAUGUGGUCUGCCACAGGAGCGUGGGUUGUAUUUUUUUUUCCUAAUUUGACUAAGAGCAUAUUUCCCAUUCUAAAUCCUUAAUGAAGACAAAAGGCCUGUAUUGCAGGGUAGGAAGACACUAACCCGAAACAUAUUAUUAGCUGGGAAGACUCAUUCUCCUUAUGUCCAUGUUUUUGAAUGGCUUAAUUGAGGAAAAGAGAUGUCUUCUGAUGAUGGGUUUUUGAAUAGGGCAACAAUGAGGGUGGAAUGGUGGAGAUGCUGUGAUGCCAGCUUUCUUGGAAAGCUUCAUUAAGAGAUUAUUAAAGUGAUUGUAACCGAUUCUGUUGCAGAUCAGGGUGCUUUGAUCAGCCAGCCCUUUGCAUAGCAAUCUCUCAAGGGAGAAAGUGAAUGUUUCAGAGGCUCUGCAUGUUUAAUUUUUGAGUGAUCUCUAAAUAAGUAUUUUACAAGAUAGAAAAGGCGAAAGAUACUCAGCCAUUAUUGGGAUAUUGUUUAUGUACUCUAAGUAGGAAGUGAACAAGUCUGCAUGUACGUUUUAAUUUCACUGCCUCUUCCAAUCUAUCCCUCUGGCAAAACAGGCAGAUAUUUCACUCAAGACUGUAAUUUGCCUCAUUUCUAUGUUAUCUUUUCUCCUGAACUUUUCCAGAUUUAACUGUCAGGCCUCCUCCCUACACAGAUGAUUCUGGAAAAGCAUGGAGUGCCUGUUUUUAAAAAUGAAGGGAGAAGGAAGGGGAAUAGCUUCUGAGAAUUGUGGUCUUUUUAACGUAACAUCAAUUUCUAGUAAAACAUUAAAAUUGAAAAAUGUCCCUUUCAGCAGUCAGUGAAACAAUUUAUGACCUAGAGAGAUGUAUAAAGAGUAAAUGUGAGAAACCAAUGUAAUUUCUUGUUAUGAUAAAACCUUGCAGAAAGAAAAGACAAAGCAUAUAACAUAUUUUGUGUUAUUGUAGGGAUUUUGACACUGUUUCAUAUGACAUUGUGAAGAGUCUCAGAAAAUAAUUGUGACAUGAUGGAUGUAGAACAAGAUGUAAAACUAGAUGUGUUCGGAGCAUUUUUCCAAGUAUCACUAUCAAAAGAAGAUUUCAAGCAUGGCUUGCAUAGGCCUGUCUUUGGCACUGCCUAGUAAUUUAUUUUUCAACUUUACUAAUGAAAUACAGGGGUUUCUUGUUAAUUUUAAUGAUGACUGAGUCAUGCUGAGGGCAUGGUUAGGUAUGAAAAUCAGUGAGUCGUGCACUGUCAUUCUACAAGAGAUUUUUUUAAAAAAGAAAAGCAUAUAGCUUUUGUUGGAAGAUACAUGCCUUUUGUAAAUGUAUUACUAAAGAACUGGGAAAAUUAACAUUUCAAAAUGGCAGGAAAAACACUUGACUUGAACACUUGAGAUGUCUGAUCUUUGAUAUGAUAUCGUUUGGUAAUAGAAGCAUUAAUUUGUAGAAUUAUUUCUUUUAUUUAUUAUUAAAUCAUUAGGGACUUAAAAAGUCCCUUACUCUCUCCUUAGAGCAGGAAACCUCUGGCUUAAAGUCAACUGAGUUUUUGUCCCAGCAGGAGUGUCUACAUGUGGUCGACUGUGAUUUGUUCUCUGCAGAAUUGCAUUUCAGGGCUAUGGGCUAGGUUAAGGCAAGAUGUAAUAGUUGGACAGUCUAGCAUCUAUGCAUUUGGUACUCAUGGCACUGGUCCAGAUCUGUGAGCUUGCUCUUUAGAUGUAUGUUGUCAUCAUAACUGUAAUGAGGCUGCUCGAACUGUACUUUUGGAAGCAGUGCAGUAUAAAAGUCUUCAGUCUGCUGAGAGCUAGAUAUUUUGGCCGAUCUUCAGCUUGCAGUGUAUAAACACAUUCCUCUCUGUUUUUUCUUUUUAUUCUUCCACUUUUCCUUUUCCUCCCUUCCUUCUCCUCAAGGACAUAGACUGGCAAUAUUUUUCACAACUGCGUGAAGCUAGAAAUCCGAGCGGAUGCCCGUGCCACCACCGCCGCCACCACCUCCUCCUCCACCACCUCCACCACCUUCUGGAGGGCCUCCUCCACCACCACCUUCUGGAGGGCCCCCUCCACCACCACCACCACCACUGGCAAGCUCAGAGAUACCAAAAUUGCGAAAGGAAGACCAGAAAGCACGAAACGCACUCUUGGCCGAUAUCCAGCAGGGAACUCGCCUGAGGAAAGUGACCCAAAUCAACGACCGAAGUGCACCACAGAUUGAAAAACCCAAAGGAGCUAACAGAGAUGGAGGUAACCCAGCUCUUAAUAAAGGUGGCUCUCAGCAGCCUCUGGGAGGUUUAUUUGCUGGUGGCUUUCCUGUUCUCAGACCAGCAGGCCAGAGGGACAUGACAGCAGGGAAGCCCGGGCAGCUCUCCGGAGGCCGAGCAGCGUCCCCCAGACCCUCGGCACCGCCGAGCAGCGGCGCUGCCAAGGCGAACAACAGCCCCUCGCAGCCGGCCGAGGCUCCAAGGGCAGCUGUCCCACCGGAGCCUCCCGGCACCUCCCGAGCCGCCGCGGGAGCGGCUCCCGGGCGGCCCAGCCUGCCCGCCCCGCCUCCACCGCCCCCCGCUUCCAGCAAGCCUUCCCUCACCUUCCCUCCCCCUCCCCCUGUGCCCCCUCCGGCCGAUCGCCCCGCCAAGGGCGUGAGCCCCGGCGCUGCUCCCCCGGCCCCGCUCCCUCCCCCUCAGGCUGACAAGCCCGCCAAGCCUCCAGCAGCCGCUCCGCACCCGCCCCCUCCUCCUCCGCCUCCGCCUCCUCCCCCGCUGCCCCCCGUGCCCCCCUGCGGGCUGCCGGGCAGGGCCGCCGAGGCCCCUGCGGCCGCUCCGGCCGAAGGAAGGGACUGUCCCCCUCCCGCGCCGCCGCCUCCUCCGCCGCCGCACGCCCACCCCCCGCCCGCGAGCAGGCUCUCCUUUCCCCCCUCCCCGGCCUUCAGCGGCGCCGACGUGCCCCCUCCGCUGCCCCCCAAGUCUCCCCACUUGCUGUCACAGUUCCACAAGCCAAGCAACAUCCAGUCGCUGCCGCUGCCACCCACGCCCGGCCCGCCUCAGCCCGCAGCCGUGGUGGAGACCAGGAAGAAGAGACCCGGCCGAGGCGCAGGAACUGGUGCUGGGAAGCUGGUCACACCUCCACAGCCACCUGCAAGAUCCCCAACAACUGAACUUACAAGCAAGUCUGGAGUCUCAGCCUGGGCUACAGCUCAUGACCCCUACACACCACUUAAAAAUGGAAAUAUGCACAUUAUUGAUGACUUUGAAUCAAAAUUUACUUUCCAUUCUGUGGAAGAUUUCCCCCCACCUGAUGAAUUCAAACCAUUUCAGAAAACAUAUCCCAGCAAGAUACCCAGAGAUCCCUCUAAAAAUCCUCCAUUAAGAACACACGUGAGAUGAGAAGAGUCUUCUGAAGUUCUCUGGACUAGUAUUAAUAAAGAAGAUCAAGAUAAUAUAUUAAGACAGAAGGAGUCCCUCUUGCAGUGAUAGAUUGUACUUGAGUCACAAAUACUGCAAUAUUAACAUUUCUAUAAACUGUAAAACAAUAUAAAUGUACACCUUUUGAACUGGCCUACAUACUGCAGGAAUGUUAGUACAGGCUUUUAAAUUACUGUAUAUAGGUGAAUAUUUUUUAAGCAAAGCAGCAUAAAAUUUAAAUUCUUUGUAGUGUUGAAACACUUCUCAUUCUUACUGUGCUGAAAUGUUACCUCAGAAUGUUUUGUGCUACGUGCCUGUAGUUCUUUUUUCCCCUUCCAUCAUAAUUUUUGGAAAUUCUCCAGUUAUUAUAUAGACAUUUUUUCAAUGAACUGUCAAACUAAUAUGCUAUCUUUAGUCUGGUUUUAUGUUUCUUCACUUCUUCCAUUCUGCCUGGCCUCAGAUUGCAGCAGGAUGUCAUUUUCAUGAAGAGAUGGGCCCACAAUCCUUUUCUCAUGAAGCAUGAAGAGGAGAUCCAAGGAACUGUGGCUGCUAAUGAGUCUACCUCCUAAUGAUUACAUAUCCUUAUAGGAUAGUGUCUGAAGAAGCCCAGCUGGGUAGGGUGGUCAUGGACUUGACAGAGAUGACAGAGCCUUUCCAAAGUAGAGGAAAAGGAAGUUGCUCUAUUGUAAGCAAGAAAAAGAAAUGGUGUGUGUGAAUACACGUGCUGUGAUGAGCAUAUUUAAGGACACAUAUCCUGUCUUUUCCUACUGGCAAAUGGGUAUUUACCAUUUCUGUGAUAGAUUGCCUUUACCCAGCAAUUACAAAGCCUUUGGAUGAGGGGUCCAAAACCUACAUUUUAGAGCUACUGCUGUUUGCUAGCUGUUCAUUGUCCAAAACACACCACGUGGAACACUCAGCCCCCAAAGUGGUUGUUGUCUUAAAUAGAGUUGGUUGGGAAAAGUAACAACCUAGCAGCUGACAAGACUUGAACUACUGCUUUUAAUAUUCAGACCUUGGGUAAGGUCUGUGGAUCACAGAUGUUUAGAUCUGGUCCUAAGAUGAUUAUUUCUAGCAUUUAUUACCCUUAGUCUUGUGCAUUGGGAGGAGUGGUGCCAUGGAGGUGUGAGGGAAGUGAUUCCAGUAAAGCCACACUGCUGUGUGGCCACAUGUGCUGUGUCCAAAUUCUGGGCUCCCCAGUGCAAAGAAGACAUGGCCAUGCUGAAGAGAGUCCUACAAAAGGCCACAAAGGUGGUGAAGGGGCUGGAGCAUCUCUCCUGUGAGGAAAGGCUGAGAGAGCUGGGACUGAUCAGCCUAGAAAAGAGAAGGCUCAGAGGGGAUCUCUCCAAUGCAUACAAAUAUUUGAAGUGGGGGUAUAAAGAUGGAGCCAGACUCUUUUCAAUGGUGUCCAGUGACAGGAGCAGAGGAAUUGGGCAACUGCAACACAGGAGGUGCUGUCAGAACAUCAGGAAACACUUUUUGGCUGUGAGGGUGACUGAGCCUUGGAACAGGUUGCCCACAGACCUUGUAGAAUCUCACUCCUUAAAGAUACUCAAAAGUCAUCUGGACUUUGUCCUCAGCAACUGGCAGUAGGUGACCUUGCUCGGCCAGGGGUGUUGGACCAGAUGACCUGUAUCCAUCCCUUUCAAUCCCAACCACCUUUGAUUCCCCUUUUUACAGCUUUUCUGGGUUCCUAGAGCUGGGUUACAACAACCCAAGGCACCGCUGGGGGCAGAGUGGCUGGAAAUCUGCCUGCCGCUAAAGGACCUGGGUGUGCUGGCUGACAGUGGCUAAAUGUCCUGAACAGGGGCCAGUGUGUGCUCAGGUGGUCAAGAAGGCCAACAGCAUCCUGGCUUGAGGAGGUUCAGAGGAGACCUUAGCACUCUGUGUAACCCGAAAGGAUCCUGUACCAAUGUGGGGGUCAGUCACUUCUCUCAUGAAACAAUGCACCAGACAAGAGGAAAUGCCCUCAAGCUGUGCCAGGACAGGUUUAGAUUUGAUACUAGGAAAAGCAUCUUCACCAAAAAGGUGCUCAGGCAUUGGAACAGGCUCCUCAGGGAAGUGGUGAAGUCACCAUUUAAUACCUACAGGUAUGUAAAAGACUUGUAGAUACAGCACUCAGGUGAUGCCUCAGGUUUUAGCUUUUACAUUUUUCAGAUUCUGUACUGCUUUAGUGUGUAGUUCUGAGCUUCAUAUUUUGGAGAUAGCAAGCUCUCAUCAUAGAGUAGGUAGACAAAAGACCCUUGGCCCUGGGGACCAAGGACAAAUGAUCCAAAUUUCAGGCCCAAGAGUGUAAACAACAGUGGAAUGAAGAGAGAAAAACAAGAAGGAUGGGACUUCAUAAUCUAAAGCUAUAACUGGAUAAUUAACUCCAAUAUGCUAAUGGACCAGAUCUUAUGAGAGACCUCAUGACUGGUCAUCCAUUUUGUGACCAUUUUGGGUUCAUCUUGGGCUCUUGUACUGCCUAAGGUGUAUCCAUUGAGGCCUUAUCUAAUAAUACUUACGUUAUUCUUUAACUCCGUCUAGUCUCUGUUCUAGGUCAGCCUUCACAAGGUAUCACAGGGACAUGGUUUAGUGAUGGACUUGGCAGUGCUGGGUUAACAGCUGAAUUAGAUGAUCUCAAGAGUUGUUUUCCAGUAUAAAUGAUUCCAUGAUUCACCAGCCUGAAAAAGAAUACUGCUGUUCCAGGGUGAGUCUGGUUCUAACAGCCAGGCUAUUACAGUUAUGGCUUUAAUUUAUAUAAUUGCCAUCAAUUCCCCUCAGUUAGAGGUGUAAUAGUGUUAUAGAUCACUGAUGAUCUUUCCCCAUGGUGUUGCCUUUAAACAAAACUUUUUGGAAAAGACAGGUAACUGUAUCUUUACAUCCCUGCUUUUCUCUUUGUUGUUGCAGUAGUUCAGUUAUGCUGUAACUAUUCCCACAUACAUGUACAUUCAUGGUGUGAGGUGGUGUAGGGGUAAGAAGCUCUUCACCCACAGGACUCCAAGAAAGUAACAUUAGUCUUUUUCUAGCCUAUUAUGAUAACUUGCUGUACAUAAUGUGAAAAGAAAAAAAAGUGGUGAUGCUUUGACCAAUAGUGUCACUUACUGUAGUUACUUGAUAAAUAUGCAUGAAUGUAGUAACAAGCAGGGGUCUACACCUAUAUUGCUUCUCCAACAACUGGAAAAGUUAAAUACUGUUUUAAAAACUAUUUUGUUAUGGUAUUAUUAAAAGUGGCAUAUUGUUGGCUCUCAUUUAUUCUGAAAUUUGUGUACUGCUCUGUAGUAAGUACCUUCCUAAGGAUUUUAAAACUAAUUCUAGACUACCUGCUAGCAGAUAUAUAAAGGAGAAGAAAAUUUUACUCCAUUUCUUAUUAGGGUUUGGGUAUUUUAGAAAUAAACAACAUCUUUCAGGGAUGAAAUGAGAAAUCCUGUGCCUAUUUGCUAGCAUUUCUGAAAUGUUUUCAAAUAUUUGUCAUUCAAGAUCCAUUGAAGUGUCUGGAGAUACAGAGGAUCACACUAGCUGUCACCCUGAGGCAGCUGAUCCCACAAGCCCCACUGUGUCCUUCCACUGAGACACACCAUUGCCAACAUUAAGGCCAUGCAGUUGCUGUGGUUUCUGCUGACUGCCCCCAAACAUGUUGCUGUACCACAGCUGGUUUUGGUUUUUAAGUGCACUAUACAAUUGCAGCGAAAUCAACACUAUUAGAAAAUUACUACCUGGAUCACUGUGCUCAAAACAAUUUAUUCAUUCUGUCAUAUAAGCAGUUCCAAAUAAGGACAUAAACGCCCAUGAGAUAAUUGUAAGUGUUGCUUUCUUCUUUCUUAAGAAACAGGCAAAUAAGAUAUAUGAUGUUUUCAACAGGAACACUCACUUUCAUCUUGCCUUCCUCCCAGCUCUCAAAGAUUAGAGAUUCAAGUCAUGCAAAAUAGCUGUGAGAAGUGGUACAUCCUAAUUUCUGUCCUCUUCCUGGAGCAAUCAUUUUAUUCCUGUUCCCUGGUUGUGCAGAAAUACCCAGCUACUCCUAUCAGGAGAUGUGAUUUCAUGGGAAAUCCAUUUACUUCAGUUAUGGGCAGCUGGAAAAAGCACACUUCUCUUUCAAUGAGCUUCAUCCCCUGCAACGUUCUCUGAAAUCAAGUGUGCUUCUUGCAGUCAGCCCCUCCUCUGAUUACCAUACAAAGCAGCUAAAUUUCAGGAUCUACCUGAAUAUUUCCUUCUCUUGUCUACACUUUAAAAUACUUAGACACAGGAGUUGG